UUUGUUUUAUGGAAUGAAAUUUUCAUUUAAAAACGAGCUACAUCAGAUUAACUCAUUAAAUAAUAACCCUAUGGUUAGAGCAUAGGGGAGAAGCACUUUAACAGUAUAUAAUAAUGUCAUCCAAACAACAAAAGAUUGUACUUUACAGCUUUUAAAAGUUUAGUGUAAAAAAGAAUAGGAAAAAAUUAAGCUUAGUUUGUAUUACUUUUUUAAUCAUGAGAAGUGUCCAGUCUCAGUGUAAUGGGACUGGGUCAUGACACUGUUUUGUGGGAAGAGGUACACAGUGUCAGGUAAUGAAACAAUACCUCACGAAAACAUACAAAGAGUUCACCCCCACUGUAGAGAUACAUUCAAAAGCCUCACAACCUGCUAUAAUCCCUUUGGCUAGAGUUGCUGACACUGGCUAACCCUUUACAAUUUGGCUUCUCUCUCUGUGGUGUUGGAAAUCAGCUUCAUCUUACCAACCAGUCCAUGAACUGCAACAAUAUUCAGCUGCUGAAUCUCAAAAUAUAACCCAAAAACUGCCAGUAACUCAAUCAGUGACACUGUGAGAUCAAUGAAAAGAUGAUUGAAGGUGAUGGAGAACUGUCAGCAAUGGUUCAGGAACUCUGGGACAAUGACGUCAAUCGACUGAGACCUGGGAUUGAUUAUCGUAUUUCUCUGCAGGGAAAAGCGGGUGAUCUGAAGGGCUUCGGUGAUGACAAUGAUGCAACUGGCUCGCCUUUGUUUACAUUUGUUGAUGAAAACAUUUUCAAAAAGGAGACUUUCUUAGCCUUCAUAUCACUCCUGGACAACUAUAUAAGUAAUACUGGUGAACCAGAGAUUGUCACACCAGAGGAAGAAAUAGAGAAUCACAAGUUUCUGGAUUCAGUUAUAAAGACCCCAACAAUGAAGAUUGCCCAUAGAUAUCUAGUGGAGAAGCAUCUUUCUCCAGAGAACACUACAGACUUUAAACAACAGCUGUAUCGCAUCUGGUUUGAGCUGUAUGCUAGGAAAGGAUCCAGUAAACCAGACUCAUCUGGUUUCGAGCAUGUCUUCGUAGGCGAGACCAGAGGCGGUCAUACUGUAAUUGGCUUCCAUAACUGGAUUCAGUUGUACUUGCAAGAGAAACUUGGACACAUUGACUACAAAGGAUAUAGUGUGAAGGCAAACUCCCCCCAGCCGGAUGACAGCAAGCACAUUUUGGCGCUCCAGUUCAGCUGGAGGAACGGAAUUAAACCCAAAGGGAGCAUUUUUAUUGGUGUGAGCCCUGAGUUUGAGUUCGCCUUGUACACUCUGUGUUUCCUCACAUCCCCGAAUGAGCGUGUGAAGGUCUCCUUCAACAUCUAUGAGGUGGAGAUUGUCUGUCAUCACUACAACCAGAAGCACAUAGGCACCACCUAUCCUGUCCUUCUGAGAUACCUUAACGUAUAACCGGAAAUAAAGGUCUUUGUGGUGAAUUAAAUCAGCUAUGGGUUAAAGAAUUGUUUUUAUAUUUUUACCUCAAAAGCAAUAAACCAAAUAAGACCAAGAAAGCCAUUUCCUCUGCUGUAGUGUGUGAUAUGUGUUUUGUAGUGCAUAAAUAAAUCUUGAC
This is a messenger RNA of Paramisgurnus dabryanus, 1573 nucleotides long. RefSeq names its product endonuclease, polyU-specific 2 (gene endou2). NCBI's taxonomy places the organism in Eukaryota, Metazoa, Chordata, Actinopteri, Cypriniformes, Cobitidae. Gene Ontology annotation, molecular function: RNA endonuclease activity. The record is from RefSeq and is a predicted model, not a curated record.